CAAUAAAAUCAGUGUUAUCUGUAUGUUGGGGAGCGCUCUCUUUCACAUGUGGAUCGUUGUUACAAGUGUGACCUCCAGUGUGCAGGCUGAAGGAGAGAGCUGCGCUUCUUCCUGUGCGUCUGGAUAGCAAUGUGAUCUCCUUUGUGGAGUGAAUGCUGACAGUCAGAAGAAUGCCACACUCCUUAACAGGACUUCAACUUGAGCAUUGGCGCAAAUGCGCCUCCUCAGCGACAGCAGCAUGCGUGCAUAUAAUCAACAAUUUUGCAUGAAAGACAUUCGUGAGAUGAAAGGAAGUGUUGUUUUCAGAUUUCUCUCCCAUUAAUGUGCUCAUCUCAUCUCCGGGGUGGAGAGCGUCACUCCUUUCCCGACGUAAUAUAAAAAAAAAAAAAAAGAAAAUUGACACGUGGUUGUUUUACGCCCUCGCAGCCUCAAACGUUCCGCGGGGGAGCGAAGGAAAGAGGAGGCGGGGAGGAGAGAGAAGGAGGAGAGAUGCAGGAGCAGCCAGGAAGGAUAGAGGACAUGCUCAUAGGGGUGUCCGCUUUCUCACCGUGGCCACUGAGCUGCGGAGCAUCCUGCGCGCAUUUGGAAUUUACACUUUGAUCAGCACCUCCAACUAAGAAGAGACUUGCAUGAUGUGGAAGACGAGCCAGUGGAAAGAGAAGGAAAAAGACAUGGAGAGAUCAACUAUACGCCAGCAUGGAUUUCUUGAAUUUCUCCGCUUUAGAGGAAGGAAUGGGGACAGACAACGUUUCCACUAACAACACCUCUCAGAGCAAGUACACCCCUCUCGCCAUCUGGAGUCUAGCUGGACUUGUCAGUUUUCUAAUCCUGUUUACAAUCGUGGGCAACGUCUUGGUUGUUAUCGCCGUUUUAACGAGCAGAGCCCUCAAGCCACCCCAGAAUCUGUUUCUGGUGUCUCUGGCUACUGCAGACAUACUGGUGGCCACCCUGGUCAUGCCGUUUUCUCUGGCGAAUGAACUUAUGGGCUACUGGCUUUUUGGUAAGAUUUGGUGCGACAUCUACUUGGCUCUGGAUGUCUUAUUCUGCACCUCCUCCAUUGUGCAUCUGUGUGCCAUUAGUUUGGACCGCUACUGGUCAGUGACACAGGCGGUAGAGUACAACUUGAAGAGAACGCCAAAAAGAGUCAAAGGGAUGAUUGUGGUGGUGUGGUUGAUCUCGGCUGUUAUCUCCUUCCCACCUCUGAUAUCAAUGGAUAGGAGCAACAAUGAGACAACCCCCCAGUGUAUUAUCAAUGAUGAGACCUGGUACAUCCUCUACUCCAGCAUUGGGUCCUUCUUUGCCCCCUGCGUCAUCAUGAUUCUGGUCUACAUUCGGAUAUACCAAGUGGCAAAGACGAGGACCAGAACCAUGUCAGAGAAGAAAAGGGACGUGGAUUCGCCGCAGGAGAACGGUCGGACAGACACGGACAAAGCCGGUUCCUUCAAGUCUGAAAGGGGCGAGAGCGUUAAAGAGAAAGAAUGUGAAAAUGGCCAUUGCAAGGAGCACACGGCUAGCACUUCCGUGACAAACACGUCUAAAAAUCCACACGUCGACCACCAGGAUGAUUUUGAAGACAGCAGUUCAUCAGACGAGAAGCCCAAGAAAAACUCCGCCUCUUCCAAACAUCACCAGGAUGAGCGAAAGGACUGCAAGUCCAGCAGGAAAAGCAGCUCCGCCUCGAAAUUCUCCAGCAGGAAAUCGUGCGCCAGUUCCAAGUCCAUGGAGCUGUUCUCAUCUCGCCGCAAACGCAGAAGCACAGUCAACAGGAAGAAAGUGUCCGCAGCCCGAGAAAAACGUUUUACGUUCGUCCUGGCUGUGGUCAUGGGGGUUUUUGUUUUGUGCUGGUUCCCCUUUUUCUUCUCCUACAGCCUGUACGGCAUCUGCAGGGAGAUGUGCAAGAUCCCCGAGACUCUGUUCAAGUUCUUCUUUUGGAUCGGCUACUGCAACAGCUCAUUAAAUCCGGUCAUCUACACCAUCUUCAACCAAGACUUUCGCAGAGCUUUCCAGAAGAUUCUCUGCAAGUCAUGGAAAGGCUCUUUCUGAAGGGCGUUUAUGGACAUUUUGGGCACCAGAUUACCAUUUAAGCGGAUCUGAGUUGCAGAGUAAAGUGUUGGCCCGGGGAACUAUUUCCACCUUUUACUGUCAGGGAUUGUGCUCAAAAUGAAGGCAUGGAAACGGAUCAAAGGCCUGAACAAAAGGUGCAGGAAGCUGCUCCGCUUUUGUUCACAGUCGAAGCUUUCACGAAACGCCAGGCAGCUUUAUACACUCCAAUAUUUGCUCCGACCAAACCACUCACGUUGAUUUACGCUCCCUUCAUUGAAAUACAAUAAACACACUCAUAACAGUCACUGUGAUGCACGCGCCGCACAACAGUCGCACCUGGAUGAACUGCUCAGGAGACAAAGGGUUUAUUGACACGCUUCAUUCAUACGAUCUUUGAACGUAAUUGUCAAAAACUUGACAAUCUCCCAAAAAAUAUCCAUAAAACAAGAGGGCAUCUGUCUUCUACGGCCCUUAAUCUGUUUGGGGUUUUUUUACCUUUGAAAUGUUUUACUCAAUAUGAGGACCAAUGGGACGAAGGGGCUCCUUUCUUACUGUUACAGUGUCAAAACGAAAAGAAGAAAAAAAAUAAGCCACUCACAAAAAAAUCGAUCCAUGAAAGCUCUUGUAUGUAAGUUAUAUACAGUAUCUGCCUCAGUGAGAGGUUUCUGCUUGCCCGUACACUGCGAAUGAAGUGGCAACCUUUCACCAGGAUGUGUGGCUUUUUUUUUUUUUUUUUUAAUGUGUGAGAAAUCUGUUGAAUGUGAGGCUCCUUUGCUCCUUUACCGCAGCGGGUCCAGUAAGUCAUCUCUUUGCGGGGCAUCUCUCUGCAACUACAGUAUCUCUUGAGUCUGAAACAAUGCAUGGAUCAUUGCCUCCCUGCUGCGGCAGAUGGACAUACACGGAGGCUCCCGCCGAGUGUGUGAAAAAAUGGUUCUAAUGGAGGAGGAAGGGGAAAAUGAAAGUGUAUAGCGUGGAACAAUAUUGAUGAGGGGUGUUAAUCCCCACUGCCACUCAUUGUGCGUGUGUGUGUGUGUGUGUGUGUGUGUGCAGCCACGUGCUGCGUGUGCCUGCGCGUGUGUAUACGUGUGCCCACGUGUGCAUGCAUGUGUGGCGAAAAGCCUGAAUUUUGGCAGCGGAACCGAUCCUCUCUACUCAAGUCUGUCCUCCUUCAUUGAGUCUCGGAUGGAUUUUUCUGUUUACCACCAACCCCACCAAAGUCAGACACAUUAAAAACCUGCUUCAUCUUAUUGCUCACUUUUAUCGUCUGCUGCUAGCCCACCUACGAAUGCACAUUAGACACUCUUCUCAUUUACGAUAUUUUCCUCUUGACAUGUAAGCCAUUCCCUUGUAAAUAUGUGGAAAAUGAUACAGUAUUAUUGUGUGGCGCCUCAUUCUCACACAACUCUUGCUAUGAUCAACAACAUGUACGGUUUGCAUUAUGAAUAAUGCCCUCGUGGAUUUUCACGGCAAACCAAACUGUCUUUUUGUAACGUUUCAGAAGAAAAAACAAGAACAAGUGUUUGUUUCUCUGCUUUGAGCACAUUCUAACAGAUCAAAUAAAUAUAAUUGAAACUGUGUCCCGA
This is a messenger RNA of Hippocampus zosterae (dwarf seahorse), 3626 nucleotides long. It is a transcript of the gene adra2c, whose product is annotated as adrenoceptor alpha 2C. Gene Ontology annotation, molecular function: alpha2-adrenergic receptor activity. The coding region runs from base 697 to 2043 and encodes 448 amino acids. Gene Ontology annotation, biological process: regulation of vasoconstriction; platelet activation; adenylate cyclase-activating adrenergic receptor signaling pathway. NCBI's taxonomy places the organism in Eukaryota, Metazoa, Chordata, Actinopteri, Syngnathiformes, Syngnathidae. Gene Ontology annotation, cellular component: membrane. The record is from RefSeq and is a predicted model, not a curated record. The transcript is spliced from 2 exons.